ACAAGGGCGACGGGCUUUAUCGGAUCGACCGUGGUACCCCAGGCACCUGUGGCCUGGCUCAAGGUGCGAGUGACCGCCCGCAACGACGCCAGGGCCAAGCAAUGCAUGUCCAUCUUUGAGAAAACGAACAGCAAAGAGAAAUUCGGAGGCUUCCACCGUUACAGACGUUACAGCAUGCGGUGCUUACGACGAUGCGAUGACGUGUGCCCGUCAGCACUCUUGGCCUCCUUUCGUAACUGA
Messenger RNA from Tilletiaria anomala UBC 951, 240 nucleotides. RefSeq lists its product as uncharacterized. The record is from RefSeq and is a predicted model, not a curated record. The transcript has a single exon. NCBI's taxonomy places the organism in Eukaryota, Fungi, Basidiomycota, Exobasidiomycetes, Georgefischeriales, Tilletiariaceae. The annotation marks the transcript as partial.